AUGACGGAGGAUCAAGUGUCACAAGAAUGGGAAAGGCUCUGUAUGCUAGGACAUGCUCGUAAAAUGGGUCAUAUUGAGAACUAUUUCGCAGUAGCUCAAAGACAGGACUUUUACUCGAAUUUCGGACUUUAUUGCGAAAUGAACCAAUCCUUUUCUUUGGAUCAGCUAACGUCUGCGUUGCGCGCCAUUUGUCUAGAAAAUCCAAUUUUACUGCACACGGUUGUGGAAAACAGAUCGGCUAGUGACCAUGGCUUUUAUCAGAGCGAUCAAUAUCUCUCGAAGCCAUGGCCGGAGCACGAUUUCAUUAGGGUGCUAAGAAAAGUUCACAUUUCAGAUGUAUUGCUGAACACAGAAGAACAAAACCACGAUAUCGUUGUUCAAGUAUUGGAUGAAUUUAAGAACAAUGGUGGCCACUACACAAGCCAGAUUUUUGAACUCUUGAACUCCGUGCGUAUACCUUACACUCACAACACAAGACCCAAUUGGAGAAUCUUGUAUUUCCCCGAAGACAGUGAGACUCAAUGCAGAAAGUUCUUGUUUCUGUCGAACCAUUGCUGCAGUGAUGGUGUCUCUGCUGCCAAUUUCGUACAAGAUUUGAAAGAGCGCUUGAACGAUCCCGAAAUGCCAUUCGUCAAUUCAGGUGUCAUCUUCAACUACAAUGACGAUUGUUUGGUUUUGCCGCGUCUGCCUGCCCCAAUAGAGACAAAGCUUGAUUACAAGGCCCCGAAAACCUUUUUGGCACGAAUGAUAGGCUGCCAAUUGCUUCGGGAGCUAUCCGGUUACAAAUCGGCAGGUCCUCCGGUUAAGCGGGUUAGCGAACCAGGCGGGAGUGAGUUUCACAGCUUCUUUUUAAACUUCACCGCGCAGGAGCUUGCGCAAGUUAAACUUAAGAUGAAAAACCGAGUGCACUCCAAAUGCACGUUCACGCCAUUUUUACAGGCAUGCUGGUUUGCAACGGUGCACAAGUGCGGCAAAAUUCUCACACACUCUUUCAGGGAACGCUUGACAAACAUUUUGGUCGCGAUGAACUCGACAAGAUUACUGCCAUCCAACGAUCCAAAACUUCAGCGAGACUACAGGUUUGGCUGCAACGUUGGAGGAUCACAUUACAAUUACCAGGUCUCGUCAUUUGAUGUUGCCGAUGACUCAAAUGCAUUUUGGAGGCUGGUAGAAUAUUACUACGACGUAUUUGGAGAGGCGAAGCGCCAAAAUCACUAUCUGUGUCCACUGGGUGCCUUGAUGUCAGAUCAGACGUACGAGAAGAAAAACCUGGACCUUGUCCUCGCACACGCUUUUUUAGGUAAACCACGGCUGGGUACCAUGCUUAGCAAUCUGGGAUUUUUUUCCCAGCAGAAUGGAGGUGGGGAGUACCGAAUCCGGGACUUGAUCUUCGCACAGGCCAUGGGUAGUUUUAGGUUUACUUUUGCCCUCAAUUGCUGUGCUACAGACGUAGGUGGACUAAACAUUGUGUUGUGUGCGGCAAAGGGAGCAUUGCGAAGCCAUCGCGACUGGAAUGACGUAUGUGAGUUGUUCAAAAGCAUAAUGUUGAAAAUCUGA
Molecule: messenger RNA, 1557 nt
Organism: Lachancea meyersii CBS 8951
Lineage: Eukaryota; Fungi; Ascomycota; Saccharomycetes; Saccharomycetales; Saccharomycetaceae
Source: the annotation of a GenBank genome assembly